Olea europaea var. sylvestris is the source of this 1222-nucleotide messenger RNA. Its product is annotated as RNA-binding protein 25-like. The coding region runs from base 1 to 1056 and encodes 351 amino acids. Lineage: Eukaryota; Viridiplantae; Streptophyta; Magnoliopsida; Lamiales; Oleaceae. The transcript has 4 exons. The record is from RefSeq and is a predicted model, not a curated record.
AUGAAUGGAAACAGGAUUCAGUGGCACAACGAGACUAUGGUUUUUAUUGCUGCACUAACAGUGAAAAGAUACAAUGAAAUUAAAGGCAGAAAGCUAAUCUGUAAGCUAGUGUUCAGUUCCAAGGACGUGGUUUCUAGGGUUUAUGAUAUCUUUCCUUGUUGCCUGUUGUUUAGAUCCUUUCAUUUGCUGACUGAAUGUCGUGUUGUACUUUAUUGUAUCUGCUUGUCCAAAUCUGAUUGGCUUUUUCGUGGAUUUAACUUGAUGUUGAUGCCUUAUACCCUUCCAUUUGGAAUAUUAUAUGUAUUUAUACAUUAUUUCAUCUAUCAAUUGGACAGAGAGCAAUUACAGUCUAGAGGAACAUCUAGGUCUGAGGAGCCAAGGAUAAGAGAUGACCGAGACAGGGACAGGGAGAAAUCCCGUGAAAGGGGAAGGGACAGGGAGAAAUCCCGUGAAAGGUCUCGUGAGCUCUCUCAUGACAAACCAAGGGAUCGUGAUCAUAGAGAUGAUCGGCAUCACAGAGACCGCGAUAGAAUCAGAGACAGAGAUAGAGACAGGGAGAGAGAUCAUGGUCGCGAUCGGGACCGUGAUCGAGAACGAACACGAGACCGAGAGCGUGGUCGAGACCGAGGUCGUGAUCGUGAUCGGGACCGCGAUCGUCAUCGUGAGAAGGAGAGGGACAGGGAAAGGGAUUAUGAAGAUGGUGAUGACCACGAUCGAGGGCGUUCCCGUGAUAGAGAUUAUGAUUACGAUCAUACUGAUUCAAAACAUGAGCGAGACCAUGAUGAGAGAGAGAGAAACUAUGACCGCAUAGAAACUGAAGAUAACCGUGGGUGGCUCGAGCAGACCGAUUACGGAUAUGGACAUCCAAAACUAGAAGCUGGUUAUGACCAUGGGCACUAUGACCACUAUGAACACCAAGGUCGAGGACACUAUGACAAUCCAGAAGGCCUGGGGGUUUAUGACCGCUAUAAAGAAGAUCCAAUGGAUGAGGAAGGUUAUCAUUAUGACCGAGAUACAUCUGAGCCACAAGAAAGGGACCGUGAUUACAGGCGUUGAGAUGGUACUUUCUCGUGGAGUAAGAAUGCUAAGUGUUGUUACAAGCUCUGAACUUCCUAUGCUUCAUGGCAAUAUCAUUUAUUUUUGCUUUUCUUUCUCAGUGCUAUUGUAUUCUCACAUUUGAGUUUCCUUGCAGUCAUGUUUUCCUUGAUGACGUACUUUGUGG